Scatophagus argus is the source of this 514-nucleotide messenger RNA. Its product is annotated as three-finger toxin MALT0070C-like. The transcript has 3 exons. The record is from RefSeq and is a predicted model, not a curated record. Lineage: Eukaryota; Metazoa; Chordata; Actinopteri; Scatophagidae. Bases 106 to 399 code for a protein of 97 amino acids.
AAAGUUGGACUAUAAAAGGCAGGUAAAAGGCAGGCCCUGGAUGAGUUCACCCUGUUUCUACAUUUCUCCUUUCAAAAGGUUGGCUGAAAGUUCUCUCAGGUCACAAUGCAGCUCUAUGGAGUUCUGGUCCUGAUGGUGACUCUGUCUACAGCAUAUGGACUGAGAUGCUAUGCAUGUGAAGACUCCCAAAAUUGCCAGGCCGUUGACUGUCCUGCCAACGCAGAUCGUUGCUCAACUCUCACGCUGAACGGUAUCACCACCAAAGGUUGCUUCAUCAGCACUGGAUGCAUAGGUCUCAUAAAAUGCUGCGAAGGUGACCUGUGUAACGGUGCCAUAACCACUGGUUCCAGUGUCCUCCUCCUGCUCUUAUCCUCUGCCAUCAUCACCGUCUUUCUCUGAGGCUCUGGAGAACCCAAACUGUACAACUCAGGCACAAUAACCAAAUUUUCAAUAUGUAAGAAAUGUGACUGGCUGCAGUUCCAGAACUGUUCAAUAAAACCACAAUGUGAUGGAC